Messenger RNA from Adineta ricciae, 966 nucleotides. The record is from the annotation of a GenBank genome assembly. NCBI's taxonomy places the organism in Eukaryota, Metazoa, Rotifera, Eurotatoria, Adinetida, Adinetidae.
AUGCGAAGACAAAUUAUUGCUGUUUAUUUCUUAAUUUAUUCUGUCAGUUUAUCAAAUUCGGAAAUUUGUUCAACAGCAACUUGGUCGAAAGAUGCAAUUACAGUUGCUGGUGGACAUGGUUACGGAAAUAAGCUUGAACAAUUAGAUGAACCAUCGGGGUUGUAUCUUGAUGAGAAUGAUACCAUAUAUGUUGCAGAUCGUGACAAUAAUCGAAUCAUGAUGUGGCAACAGAAUACAACAAUUGGCCAAUGGGUUGCAGGCUUAAAGAACAAUGGAAAUGAUACUCAGCAAGUUCGAUUAUAUAUGCCAGAAGAUAUUGUGGUCGAUAAGAAUGGUACAAUUUAUAUUACUGAUGCAGGAAACUAUCGUGUUGUCCGUUGGAAUUCAGGUGAAGAUGAUGGCGAAGUUCUUGUUGAUCAUAUUCAAGCUGUUGGGGUUGCGCAAGAUAAUCAAGGAUUUAUUUAUAUUUCGGAAUAUGCCAAUGGACAAGUGACAAAGUGGAAUUUUAACAAUGAAGAGUUUGACGGAGAAAUUGUUGCUAAGAAUUUAGGUCACACAAAUCUGAUAUUUAUUGAUCAAGACCGAUCAAUUUACUCGGUAGGACUUUUAGCUAAUCGAAUACUGAAAACUGUUGAAGGAAAUGAUGAACCGAUCGUUAUUGUUGGCCAAUAUAGCCCUUUGGAUAAUCGACUUGAUCAACUUAAUCGUCCGUCAGGUGUGCAUGUUGAUAAACAAGGAUCAAUUUAUGUUGCCGAUAAAGAAAAUCAUCGAAUUAUGCGUUGGUUAAAAGAUGCAACAAAUGGAACAUUGAUUGCUGGCGGAAAUGGUGGGGGUUCGGCAUCUGAUCAAUUGCAUUAUCCUUCAGAUGUAUUUCUUGAUCGAGAAGGAAACUUAUACGUUACAGAUACUUGGAAUGAUCGGGUGCAAAAAUUUCUUAUUGAUCGAAGUUCUUGCCAAACGAAUUAA